GAUUUAGUAAAGCACGCAAAUAUCAAAAGACAAAGGCUGGACUGUGACUGUGUAUUGAAGUGCAACAACGACAAAGAAAGCCAUGGUAUUUAUACAUUUUACAACAAUAUGGACAGCUAACAGCAUUUGAAAUAAUUGAUCUUAAUAGCCAAUAACAAAGUGCGUGAGAGAUGAUAAUAGACCAUAUGUGCGAGAUUGACAGUCAAUAACAAAAUGUGUGGGAAUGAUAAUAUACCAUAUAUGCAAGACUAACAGUCAAUACCAAAAUAUGUGGGAUCCUAUCAAUAUGAUUGCUUCAUUGGGAUCAUCUGGACCUCUUAUCUAUGAAGCACUUGCUCAUCGACAUUACGAUCGUUUAGGCUGGUUACUGCGUUUAAUUUGUCUUAUUCGACCUUCUAGUCCUUUUGCUGUUCAAAUGAAAUCAAGAGUGGAUUUAAUCCCUCCAGAAAUAGUGAGUGCUUUGGAUUAUUGUUCAGGUUCGUAUAAAUUCAGCAUGACUCCAUCUGAAAUUAACGACCUACUUGAAUAUGUCGAGCUUUUCAUCAAAGUAGAACCAUUAGGUGAGAAUAAAAAAUCAAUACUGUAUGACUGCCUCCGUCAAGUUCGCGAAAGUUGUGCUGCUGUCGAAGAAGAGAUAUGUCAGGAAUCUUAA
Messenger RNA from Trichobilharzia regenti, 652 nucleotides. The record is from the annotation of a GenBank genome assembly. Lineage: Eukaryota; Metazoa; Platyhelminthes; Trematoda; Strigeidida; Schistosomatidae.